Acaulospora colombiana is the source of this 924-nucleotide messenger RNA. Lineage: Eukaryota; Fungi; Glomeromycota; Glomeromycetes; Diversisporales; Acaulosporaceae. The record is from the annotation of a GenBank genome assembly.
AUGUUGGCAGAAAUAUCUCCUUCUUUUAUAUGGAUGAGUGGUACAAUUACUAUUGGAGCCGUUUUGCUUCAUAAUUACUGGCGGUAUCGGCAAGACUUGCGAGCAAUUGGAAAUACCCCCGGUAUACGGAGUGUUAUUUCCCCGGUAAGGCCUACCAUGGCCAUUUUACCUAGCGGAAAGUUUCCAUUUUCAGAUUGGUUUUUCUCAAUCGGGCCUCAGUAUUGGUCUUACGAGAAGCAUAAUGCAUUUGUAAAAGCUGGACAAGAUAUAAUAUCUUCGGUGGCGCUGGACUAUAUGGAUGUAGGAAUUAUGGUCGCCGACGCUGAAGCUGCACAGCCGAUUGACAUUUACGUGGUGCUGGAUCUCUUUGGACGAAAUGUACUCACCACCGAAUUCGAUGAUUGGAGGACACACCGUAGAAUAGCAUCACCUGCAUUCUCUGAGAACAACAAUCGGCUUGUAUGCCAGGAAGCAGCCUUUACCAUUCAAGAAUUGUUCAAUAUGUGGGGUGACCAAAAAUCGGUGACUUUUAAUAAUGUGACAGAUCUCUUCGUUCAGAGCUUCAAGGAGACUAUGGAGAUCGUAUCAAGUGACCUAUUUGUGAAGCUGGCAGUCCCAGAGGCUCUUAUGGGUGCAACAAAACGCACGGCCCGCGUUCAAUUGGCAUUUGAGGAACUUACGGAGAUGAUAAAGGAAAGAGCCAAGAGCUACAAUGAUCAUAGCGAUCUUUUUAGCAAUCUUAUGGCUGCCAAUGCAAAAGACAACGACGGGCUCCGCUUGACCGACCAAGAAGUGAUCGGAAAUAUAUUCAUAUUUCUAAUUGCUGGACACGAAACGACCGCUCACUCUCUAAGUUUCACAAUGGGUUUACUUGCCAUGUACCCUGAGAUCCAAGACAAGCUUUAUAAUCACAUUGUAGAAAAU